Temnothorax curvispinosus is the source of this 1718-nucleotide messenger RNA. Its product is annotated as tolloid-like protein 2. The record is from RefSeq and is a predicted model, not a curated record. Gene Ontology annotation, cellular component: plasma membrane. The transcript has 8 exons. NCBI's taxonomy places the organism in Eukaryota, Metazoa, Arthropoda, Insecta, Hymenoptera, Formicidae. The annotation marks the transcript as partial.
CCAUGAAUAUAUGGAUAUAUAUUCGGAAAUACGAUCAGAGAACACGACUAAGUUAAUAGAGACACCGUUUGGUGGACGAUUCUGUGGACCAAUUCCACCACGUAGACGGGUUUCUCUGUAUCAAGGAAUUGCUCUCAGUUUCUUCACCGAUAAGAAUAUCACGCAGCCGAACAUUUUCAGCGGUAUUUACAGAUUUAUUAACGCCUCCGAAUACGAGGUUGGCACACCAGAGCCAAGCACACCGUGCUCUUUCAUAAUACAUGUAGAAACUAAACGUAACGGAAACAUACUGUCUCCUACUUAUCCUGGUACUUAUCCGAAAGAUCUUAUUUGUACCUAUCAAUUUGUCGGGCGGCGUGGACAACGUGUGCGGUUGGAAUUUCGUGACUUUGAUUUGUUCUUUGGGGGGCCACAUUGUCCGCUAGAUUACGUGAAAGUGUACGAUGGUCCCAAUAAUUCGACCGCCGUUAUCGGCACGUAUUGCGGCCAGCAACGAAAUUUGGUAUUAUACUCCUCGGAGAACAGUUUGUUCGUGCUAUUUUCCACGUUAAAGCGCACGGCGAAUACACAAAAUCGAGGAUUUAAAGGAAUCUUCGAGUUCUCAGAGAGUUUCGUCAGCUUGGAUUUUAUAACGGAAUAUCAAGGCGAGCAUAUCCGUGGAUCCGAAUGCGAUCAGAAGAUCCUUAGCAAGAAAGAAACAUCAGGAUUCGUAGUUAGUCCAAAUUUUCCAUAUCCUUAUAUACCGAAGGUUGUCUGUCGCUAUUUUAUCUACGGUAUGCAAGACUCGCAACAUUUAGAGCGCGUGCGACUGGAAUUUCUAAUGUUUACAAUACAGAUACCCAAGGGAGAGACAACAUGUACCGACGGCUAUCUAAAAUUAUAUUUAAAAGGUCAAGAAGCGACGGAUUCUUAUGACAAAUUCGAUUAUGAGAUGUGUGGUAAUAAGAGCAAUCCGAGCCACAUAGUGAGCGACGGGCCGAGACUCGUGAUGGUGUUCAGUAGCGGAGAACUGCAGGCACAGGGCUUUAAAGCUAAGUACAUUUUUGAAACGGAAUACAAGAUACCAGGCACCGCGGCGCCCGAUGGCAGUUGCACCUUUACUUAUCGUAGUUCUUCUCGUAAACGCGGCGAAUUCAAUUCACCGCGAUAUCCUAGCAAUUAUCCGAGCGACACGAAUUGCACGUAUCUUUUCCUGGCGACGCCAAAUGAGCAGGUUGCUCUGAUCUUUGAUCACUUUAAGGUUCGCACGAGAAACGAUAAUGUGACAGUAGGACAUUAUGGAUACGAACUCUGCCAGGAUGAUUGGCUGGAGAUUUACAAUAUGUACCGAGAUGAGACGGAGAAAUUGAUAGGAAGGUAUUGCGGUGUGACCGCGCCGGGCCCGGUAGAAUCUAAUCUCGGUGCUCUUGGCUUAAAAGUAAUCUUACAUUCCGAUUCGGAGCUUGUCUAUAGUGGCUUUAAGGCGCGUUACACUUUUGAGAUCGCUAAACCUAUUUUUGGAGACUGUGGAUCAAAUAUUAGUAGUUUAAAUUACGGUAUAAUAACCAGUCCGAAUUUCCCGAACAAAUAUGAUGGUCCGGCAAAAAAUUUAACUACCAAAACUUGCAACUGGUUCAUAAGGGUUCGGCCGAAUCAACGGAUACUUUUAAACUUUGAGCUCUUCUCUGUAGAAGGUCAUCAAUUAGGUAAUAUAUGGAUUUAUUACAAAUUAGUUAUAU